AUGAUGCCAAAUUAUGGUACCAAUGAAAAAGUGCAUGAAUUAGUUCAAAAUAAAAUUUCAUCCAUUACUUCAAGAGCAACAGGGACAUCUAGCAUUGAAAUAAAUCAACUUGGCGGUGAAUUCAUAAAUGGACGUCCACUUCCGCUUCGAUUACGUUACAAAAUUAUUGAAUUAACAAAAGAUGGAUAUCGACCGUGUGACAUUUCACGACAAUUAAAAAUUUCACAUGGUUGUAUUAGUAAAAUUUUAUCACGUUAUGCAGAAUAUGGUACAGUAAUGCCAGGUACCGUAGGUGGUAGUAAACCACGUGUUACAACACCUGCGGUAGUUGAAUACAUAAAUUUUUUAAAACUUCGUCAACCGCGAAUCUUUGCCUGGGAAAUUCGAGAACAACUAUUACGCAAUAAAAUAUGCCAGAAGAAUAAUUUGCCAUCUGUGAGUUCUAUUUCUAGAAUUCUCCGAAAUAAACACAGCACUGCAAGGAAUGACUCAUGUUACUCACCAACUUGUAAGUAA
This is a messenger RNA of Brugia malayi, 516 nucleotides long. RefSeq names its product paired box pox-meso protein, putative (gene Bma-pax-1). The transcript has 3 exons. Gene Ontology annotation, molecular function: DNA-binding transcription factor activity, RNA polymerase II-specific; RNA polymerase II cis-regulatory region sequence-specific DNA binding. Bases 1 to 516 code for a protein of 171 amino acids. NCBI's taxonomy places the organism in Eukaryota, Metazoa, Nematoda, Chromadorea, Rhabditida, Onchocercidae. The record is from RefSeq and is a predicted model, not a curated record. Gene Ontology annotation, biological process: anatomical structure development; regulation of transcription by RNA polymerase II.